This is a messenger RNA of Hemicordylus capensis (graceful crag lizard), 2926 nucleotides long. It is a transcript of the gene SLC20A1, whose product is annotated as solute carrier family 20 member 1. Gene Ontology annotation, biological process: phosphate ion transmembrane transport. The transcript is spliced from 11 exons. Gene Ontology annotation, cellular component: membrane. NCBI's taxonomy places the organism in Eukaryota, Metazoa, Chordata, Lepidosauria, Squamata, Cordylidae. The coding region runs from base 449 to 2527 and encodes 692 amino acids. The record is from RefSeq and is a predicted model, not a curated record. Gene Ontology annotation, molecular function: phosphate transmembrane transporter activity.
CUGCGAAACGCGCGCGAGGGAAAGUGAGACGCUGAGGUGGGCGCUGCGCUGAUUGGCUGAGCCGGAGCGAGCCAGAAAGAGACGAAGGAGAGAAGCCGGCCGGUGGGAGUCCGCAGCCAGGGAGGCCCGGAGGAGCCGCCGCCGCCGCCGGGCCCAGUCGGAUGCGGGAGCGCGCAGGUGGGCGUCGCUGCUGCCCCCGCUCGCCGUCGCCAGCAUGAGGGCGCCGGGCCCGGCCUCGCUCCUCUUCCCGCCGCGGAGCCCCCCCAGCAGCCCCCGCCGCCGAGAGACUGCCCGGCGCGCCGCCGCCGCCUCUGCCGCUCUCUAGCAGGAGCCCCGACCCGCUCCCGGGGCCGCCGCCGCCGCCGCCUCCGCCUGGUCCCUGCUGCGAAGUCUCUUGGCCGCCGCCGCCCCGAGGACCAGCCGCCGCCGCGCCCCCUGCCCCGCAGCCAUGGCGACCCCGGAACCCACCGCCACUGGGCUGGGCCUGCUCCUCACCAGCGGGGCCGCCGCCUCCCCCUCCACGGCCGCCGCCGCCGCCGCCUCGGGCCCCUUGGUGGCCUUCCUGUGGAUGCUGAUCCUGGGCUUCGUCAUCGCCUUCGUCCUGGCCUUCUCGGUGGGCGCCAACGACGUCGCCAACUCGUUCGGCACCGCGGUGGGCUCCGGGGUGGUGACCCUGCGCCGCGCCUGCAUCCUGGCCUCGGUCUUCGAGACGCUGGGCUCGGUGCUGCUGGGAGCCAAAGUGAGCGAGACCAUCCGCAAGGGGCUCAUCGACGUGGAGAUGUACAACUCGACCCAAGAGCUGCUCAUGGCCGGCUCCAUCAGCGCCAUGUUCGGUUCAGCUGUGUGGCAACUAGGGGCUUCAUUUUUGAAACUUCCCAUUUCUGGUACCCAUUGUAUUGUGGGGGCAACAAUUGGCUUCUCGCUAGUUGCCAAAGGACAGGAGGGAGUCAAGUGGUCAGAGCUGCUCAAAGUGGUGCUGUCUUGGUUCGUCUCUCCUCUUCUUUCUGGUAUCAUGUCUGCUGUCCUGUUCUUCCUUGUCCGUAUGUUCAUUCUUAGCAAGGCAGAUCCUGUUCCAAAUGGAUUACGUGCGUUGCCCAUCUUCUAUGCUUGCACAAUUGGGAUCAAUCUCUUUUCCAUCAUGUACAGUGGUGCACCUUUGCUGGGCUUUGACAAAAUUCCCCUCUGGGGCAUCAUCCUCAUUUCAGCGGGGAGUGCUGUUGUCUGUGCUCUCAUCGUCUGGUUCCUUGUCUGUCCGAGAAUGAAGAAGAAAAUUGACCAAGAGAUCAAACCGAGCCCUUCCGAAAGCCCCUUGAUGAAGAAGAGCAAUCUGAAAGAGCAGGAUGAAGCAAAGACCGUUGUGGAUAACAGAGUGUCCGCAGCUGCCAGUGAUGGGCGUCCCAGCUCUGAAGUUCCUGCUGAAGUCCCUCACCGAGCAACCCUGGAGGAGAGGGUGGUCUCCUUCAACCUGGGAGACUCCGAGGAGAUUCCAGAGCACCAGAGGCUUCCCAGGGUAGAUGUGAAGGAAACUACCAUUGACAGUGGAGCCAUGCAGCUUCCCAAUGGGAGCUUUGUCCAGUUCAGCCAUGCUGUCAGCAACCCGAUGGGUUCUAGCGGGCACUACCACACCGUGCACAAGGAUUCUGGCCUCUACAAGGAGCUGCUUCAUAAGCUUCACCUGGCCAAAGUGGGUGACUGCAUGGGCGACUCCGGAGACAAGCCCCUGAGGCGCAACAACAGCUAUACUUCCUACACCAUGGCCAUCUGUGGCAUGCCUCUGGAUUCACUCCGGGCAAAAGACGUGGAGCCCAAAGUGGGGGACGAGACCGAGAAGCUGGCCUGGCCUGGCCCCGACUCCAAGAAGAGGGUCCGCAUGGACAGUUAUACCAGCUACUGCAACGCCGUGGCAGACGCUCACUCCACCACUGUGGACUUGCGAGAGGCAGAGCUGGGCCCCGGAAGCAGGAAGGGCAGCAGCAGCAGCUCUCUGGAGGAAUGGCACGACAAGGACAGGCCCGAGGUGUCUCUGCUCUUCCAGUUCCUGCAGAUCCUCACAGCCUGCUUUGGAUCCUUUGCUCACGGGGGGAAUGAUGUGAGCAACGCAAUUGGUCCUCUCGUGGCCUUGUACUUGGUCUACGAAACGGGUGACGUGUCUUCCACGGUGGCAACUCCCAUUUGGCUCUUGCUGUAUGGAGGUGUUGGAAUCUGCAUCGGCCUGUGGGUCUGGGGGAGAAGAGUCAUCCAGACCAUGGGGAGGGAUCUGACCCCCAUUACGCCAUCUAGUGGCUUCAGCAUUGAACUGGCAUCUGCUUUGACGGUGAUAAUUGCCUCCAACAUUGGCUUGCCUAUCAGCACCACCCACUGCAAAGUGGGCUCCGUGGUCUCGGUGGGCUGGCUGCGCUCCAAGAAAGCGGUGGACUGGCGGCUGUUCCGCAACAUCUUCAUGGCCUGGUUUGUCACAGUCCCCAUUUCCGGGCUCAUCAGCGCUGCCAUCAUGGCACUGCUCAAGUACCCCAUCCUGGGAGUGUGAAACAGAUGUGCCGGGAAGCCAGUUUUCUCCGCUUUGCCGCGCAAGCCCCGUCUUCCUAUCCUUGCCAAGCGGCUGGACCAGUGUUAGAGGGAGGGGAUCCACCGAGGAAUGCCCCGGGGGUGGGCGGCAGGGCCUCUCUGUGCUGUGCCUGCUUUUUUGCCUGAUCCCUUGUCUUAAACUAGAGAAGUCCCACUUCGGCUGGGCUGUGGAGUGUGUGUCUGCGUUUCUAGACUGUUUUGUAUUGAGCUUUAACUUCAUAAUGUUGUCAAAUGUAUCAUUCUUGUUCUUUGAGCUGAGCCUCACACUUGGCAAGCACAAGGAGGGGGUGGGGAGUAGAAUAGCAGAACUGUAUGUAUUGGGGGGGCCACUUUUAUAAAUAAAAUCUUUUUAAAUAUAGAA